CCCGCUGAUGUCAGGAUCAGAGUUGAGGAGGAGGGGCGGGAACUGUCAGCGUGCGGCUCUCCACUGUCAUUUGAGCAUUAGAGGUAACCUCUAACUCACGCGCAACUUCAUGCUUCUGCAUUACUCUGGAGCUCCGAAAUUUUAGACUCUAUUGUCCUCCCUUCUUUGUUAUUCCGUUGCUGAUGAACUCUAAAACGUACUGUUAAAUUUCAGUUAAUGAGGAUUAAUCCAUCAUCCUUGCUAUUGUUGCAGGGGGGUGAUCAUUUGAAUACAAAUGCGUGACACCGCGCAUAUUAAAUUAAUGUGUCCUGUGUCUGCUGCUGGGAGCUCAGUAGAGUGAAUAGAGGAACGCUCGGACUUGCAACAAGUUCUGCUCUGCUGUAACAACAAGAAAAUGGCAAGUUCGGCCUCUCUGGAGACGGUUAUGUCUUGCAGUAGGACCGGGCCCUCUGGGACUCCAAAGAGCCUGGCCUUCUCCAUCGACCGAAUUAUGUCCAAGAGCUCGGAACCGAGACGCGGUGCGGAGGAGCGCUCGGAGGGAAAGAAGUUACUCGGGCUGUGCUCCCCUAUCCCAUGCAUGAUCCCGCUGCAGCCGUUCAGCUACGAUCUUCAGUCCAAGGCGCUGAUGAACUACUCGGAGCUGUGGAGAGCCAGCCUCAGAGGAACAUUCUGUGGAUCAGUGACCGCACCGUGCAAAGGGAACUGCGGUGUGUGCGCCAGAGCGGAUUCCACGUUAAAGCAGCCAGUACCAACCACCGAGAGCAGGGUGGUGAAACCACAGGUUAUUCACCAAGCCGUGGCCGUGCCCAGCCUGGGCUCACUUUACUAUCUUAAUUACCUGGACUCUGCAUACCAGCAGUCAGAGCUGCUCGCCGGACAUUGGUUCUCUACACAACAGGCCCAGGCAUCCCUGUCGGCGCACCAAAGACUCUUGCUGCUGGAGAACACCAAACUCGCCGGCGUGGGUUCCGAAAAGCUCCCCACUCCUCAGUACCCGCACAAGGAACAUCUGCCGGGCCAGCUAGACCAGAUAGUGAAGGACAACCACGCUUUGACUACCGAGAAAAACGGCGUCAAGACACACAGCAAACCCAGUUUAGGCAGCGGCAGUGCAGACGGAAAACACAAAAACUUCACAUGUGAAGUUUGUGGAAAGGUUUUUAACGCACAUUAUAAUCUAACCAGACACAUGCCGGUGCACACAGGGGCCCGGCCCUUUGUAUGUAAAGUGUGCGGCAAGGGCUUCCGUCAGGCCAGCACGCUCUGCAGGCACAAGAUCAUCCACACGCAGGAGAAGCCUCAUAAAUGCAACCAAUGUGGCAAAGCGUUCAACAGAAGCUCCACGCUGAACACGCACGUACGGAUCCACGCCGGGUACAAGCCGUUUGUGUGUGAAUUCUGCGGGAAAGGUUUCCAUCAGAAAGGUAAAUAUUUAAUGAAGUUUCAAACCCUUCACAUACAGGAUUUUGUUGUUUUGUCGGCGCUAUGGCUUUAAUGCAUGUAAUAUAUCUAAAAUAUAUAUUUUUUAAAACUCAGGGCAUGCACUUUUAAUGUUUAAAAAAGAAACUAACGAUAACAAACAAAAACCUGGAGGAAUUGCUCCCGAUUUUUUCCUGCAGACUUCUAAAGUAAAAAAACGCAAAUGUAAGACAAAAGGUGGUAUUUAUAUUUUGGGCAUGAUUCUGGUGCAUUUUAUGGCUUAAAUUAACUUUAGUAAAUAAAGCAGAAAAGUCGGAAAUAUAUUUGCGAUUUGAAUUCCUACAUCCUGGCUCAGUUCCGUUGCGAGUAAGCUGUUUUUGGUAGAAUUUAAAUUGUCCCCUCCAUUGGACCACAGCAAUUUAGAAAGAAAAAAGCUCAUUAUGUGCUGUAACUGUUUUGCAAUUAAGAAUCAGUGCAGGCCGAUUUAACCUCCAUCGGCAUUCGUGUUGCGGAGUUAUGCGGCAAGCUGCUGUUGUGUAGGCUGUUGUCAGUCGAAAUUGUGGAAAGAAAUCCGUACAGUUUGCGGGGAAAGCGGAUCUGUAAAUAUCUGCAGGCUCACCGAAGCCAUCAGCACAAAUAGGACAUGGCACUUUCCAAGGACUAAUUCUUUCUUUAAGACGGCAUAAUUUGCUUUGGGUCAGUUGCUUGAACUCUGGCAAAGUUUUUUUUUUUUUUUUUUACCGAGUUGCCACUGCGCUUGAUUCUGAUAGGAUUUGACAACUUCUCUACCUUAACACACAAACAUAUCUAAUUAAUGAAAAAGACUUUGUAAAGGUACGAACUCCGCCAUGAAUAUAUGCACAGGGGUAUAUUUAGUUAUCCUAAUCAUUACCGCUCUUCCUUCAAAAUCAGAAAAAAAUUACUUAAAUAAAUGAUUUCAUUUACAUAUAAUUUAUUAUUAUUUUCUUUUUAGAUUGUGCCACAACAACAAUGAAGCAAUCAUUGACCUCCGUCAUGGAAUUUAUUAUAUAUAUGAUCACUGAAAUUCUGUGCGUAUUGUUGGAAUAAACAAUAAUGCAGAAUGCAUUUAUUAUUUUUCUAGAAAAAAUAUUGCCUAGUUUUUUUAAACCACAGAAAAUAUUUUAUUUCACACAGUUAGUGCUUUUUCGUAUUCCAAAGAAACCAGAUUGAUGAUUCCUACCCUAAUGUUUGUCAGUUGGACCACUCA
Messenger RNA from Girardinichthys multiradiatus, 2647 nucleotides. It is a transcript of the gene fezf2, whose product is annotated as FEZ family zinc finger 2. Lineage: Eukaryota; Metazoa; Chordata; Actinopteri; Cyprinodontiformes; Goodeidae. The record is from RefSeq and is a predicted model, not a curated record. Bases 395 to 1495 code for a protein of 366 amino acids. The transcript has 3 exons. Gene Ontology annotation, cellular component: nucleus.